This is a messenger RNA of Ziziphus jujuba (common jujube), 2498 nucleotides long. RefSeq names its product beta-1,2-xylosyltransferase XYXT1. NCBI's taxonomy places the organism in Eukaryota, Viridiplantae, Streptophyta, Magnoliopsida, Rosales, Rhamnaceae. Gene Ontology annotation, molecular function: glycosyltransferase activity. The transcript has 3 exons. Bases 439 to 2205 code for a protein of 588 amino acids. The record is from RefSeq and is a predicted model, not a curated record.
AGCUUUCAAAUUAAGCUGGAAUCCAAAGCCGGCUAGUUUAAUUAUUCCCAAUAUAUGCAAGAAAAUCCUCCUACUCAAUCAUGGAUUUAGGUGAUUUCUCAACAGUCAACCAAAAAGUCCCUUUCAUCACAAUUUCAUUAGUUUAAUUGGAAGAAUCUACUGGGCAAUUAAGGUCUAACAAAAAUCGUGCCUACAACAAUUCUUAGAAAAUUCAAUCACAAGAACCUCCAUUUGUCAUAUACAAAAUGCCAUCCAAAUCUUGCUCUUCAACAUCCACUUAAAACACCCCCAUUGAAAAAGCUUUUAAUUCUUUCAAUAAUCAUCAAUUUCUAGAUAGUUAGCUACCUCUGCCAUUGGCAAAAUGGUCUAUUAAUUUUGCAUCAUUUGUGCACUUGGUUAUAACUUUUUUUUUUUUUUUCUCUUUAAGUGGGAAAAAAAAUGUAUGAUUCUAUUCUUUCUAGGAGCUUUAGUAGGCAUGAACAAAAGAAACUAGGAUAUGGAGCAUUUAUUUGUUGCUUGUUCGUUGUAUUCUGCUUUUGCACUUUGCUCAAACCCUAUUGGGGUCCUCUACCAGCUUUGAAUUUGCAGGUCUCAAUGGGUACUAUUGGUCUGAAAAUGUUGGCACUCAAGGAAACAAACAUUUCUCACCAAAUUUUUGGAGGAAAACAGAAUUUAGGAUUAAUCACGAGCACCAAAGUUUCUGAAAAUGUGAGCCUUCAAAAAGAAAAUUCUACCAGUUAUUCUCAGCAUUAUGAUUCUGGAAGAAGCAUAGAAGAAUCCAAAAAUGUGAGCCUUGGAACUGGAAAUUCUACUUCAGAGAAGAACGAUUGGGAAUUGAGCACAAAAGAGUCCAAAAAUGUGAGUCUUGACAUUGGAAAUUCUACUUCAGAGCAAAAUGAUUUGGAAUUGAGCACAAACGGGUCAAAAAAUGUGAGUCUUCAAGUAGAAAAUUCAACUUCACCAGAUUACAAGGACACUCCAACUAUUCCCUUAUCAAGUAUAGGUCAACAUGCAGAGACAGCAGUUCAAGAAAAUGUGACAAAGAAAAAAACAUUGCAGCCACUUUGCAGUACAGGACAAGAAAGAACAGAGUUCUGUGAGAUCAAAAUGGAUGUGAGGAUAGAUGGAAAUUCGGGUUCAGUUUUUGUUGUUUCAUCGCAAUCAGAAAAAACAGAAAACAACAACUCCUGGAUCAUCAGACCAUAUGCUCGAAAAGAAGACUUGACGGCUAUGAGUCAUGUUCGAAAAUGGUCAGUAAAAGCAGUAGAAGAUAACCAAGAAAUCCCCAAGUGCACCAUAAACCACAAUGUCCCAGCUGUGCUGUUUUCCUCCGGAGGUUAUGUUGGAAACAAUUUCCACGAAUUCACCGAUGUUCUAAUCCCGCUGUUCAUAACUUCUAGACAAUAUAAUGGUGAAGUACAAUUUCUAAUUUCAGAUAAAAGAUCUUGGUUUAUCCCAAAGUUCCAAAAGAUACUAGAAGGUUUGUCAAAGUAUGAGAUUAUAGACAUUGACAAAGAAAAACAAGUCCAUUGCUUCCCAAGUGCAACAAUUGGUCUCAAAAGGCAUCCAAAAGAAAUGGCUAUUGACCCUUCAAAGCAUUUAUAUUCAAUGAGAGAUUUCAGAGAUUUCUUAAGGCAUUCGUAUUCGUUGAAGAAAUCGAAAGCGAUCAGGAUCAAAGAUGGAAAAAGGAGGAAAAAGCCAAGGCUUCUGAUACUAUCAAGAAGGAGAACUAGAGCUUUUACCAAUGUAGAUGAGAUUGUUAAGAUGGCUAGGAGUUUGGGAUACAAAGUGAUUGUCUCAGAAGCCGAUAGGAGCUUGUCGAAAUUCGCAGAGCUAAUGAAUUCAUGUGAUGUUUUGAUGGGAGUUCAUGGAGCUGGGCUGACAAACAUGGUGUUCCUUCCUGAGAAUGCAGUGUUCAUACAAGUUCUUCCACUUGGUGAGUAUCAAUGGCUUGCAAAAACAUAUUUUGGUGAGCCUUCUAAGGAUAUGAAUUUGAAGUAUUUAGAAUAUGAGAUAGCCAGAGAGGAAAGCACGUUGAUAAAUCAAUACCCUCUUGAUCAUGCAGUUUUUACUGAUCCCAUAUCCAUUGGGAAGCAAGGAUGGGAAGCAUUUAAGUCAAUAUUUUUGGAGAAGCAAAAUGUUAAUCUUGAUGUUAAUAGGUUUAAACCUGUUUUAUUAAAAGCCCUCGAGCUUCUGCAUCAGUAGGGUACAGCAAGAGUUCUACACUAUUUCGUCUAAAUUGUAAUUCCUUAUUCAUUUUCAUUUUUUUUUUCCCUUCUUUUUUGUUCAUGGUCUUCUAGCUAGAAAUCAAAUGUCAAUUAUAAUGUCAUUUAUUCAUAAUUCUCUUUUCUUUCUGGUAUAGGAAUAGCGGAAUUAAGCAUGUUUAUAAUAUCCAUAAAUGAAUGGAGGUGAUAAAAUCUUUGUACAUGUAUGUUUGUAAUUCCACAAAUAAAUGACUGUGUCUCCGAUAUCUCUACCAUAUAGUGGUAUUUGAAUUU